AUGAAAAACCAUAAAUCUCAACUGCGGUCGAUCGGGGUUAUUCCCUCUACAGAGGGCUCAGUCGAGAUCACAGCUCCUAGUGCGGUCGGCUCAGAGGCCCGUCAGCGUCUUCAGGACGCGCUACAUUCGAGCCUUUUGCAAGCCUGUCCGGCCGACUCGUGGCCUGACAAAUUGUACCUGUCUCAAUGUCCUUAUCCAAUCUUAGUCGACCGAGAGCAUCUCGCGCGUCUGGCAACCCUUAACAAAGUCCUCGUCACGGCUCUCGACGACAUUGUUACCAGAUGGUGGACGGAUUCGAGCGCAAAUUUUCCGGCGCGUAUGCCUCUUCAGCCCGUAGAAGAAAAGCUUCUCCAGUGGUUGAAUGAUAUCCAGCACACCGGCAUUAUCCGCCCGUUUCGGGAGCGCUGCGGAUCCUGGAGACCGGAUUUUCUCAUCGAGGAGCAGAUCCAUCCGAACGAUGAGCAAAUGUUUCGAAUUUGCGAAAUCAAUGCGCGGUUCUGUUGGAAUGGCUUCAUGGUGAACGCGCUGGGGCAGGAUGCACUGAUGGCAACUGGUAUAACAGGGCGCAAGCUGGUGGGGGCCAUUAAUUCGCAAGUUUUCUUCGACGGUUUGCAGCGACUCUACAAUCCGAGUUUGCCCCUUCACGUGCUCAAGGGGGAAGAGCCUGGGAUAGAUAUUCAUCCCCUUGCCCAUUAUGUGAAGACGCAUAUGGGCCAACGGGUCCGCUUUAUUACCCCCGAUGAUCUCCGAUUGAUACCCUGCCAUCGGUCGCCUGGCGGACACAGACUAUGUUGCCUGGUCGAUAGUGAGUCGCCUGUGGGGUGGAAUAGAUUCCGAACCGAAGGUGGAGAACUUCUUGAAGAGAUCCAUCAGGUAGAGCUAGAACUGUAUCAUCACGAGCUUCUAGAUCUCCGCUAUGACACUCUUCAGCAGAUCAGUCUGCGAUGUUUCAACGACAUGCGCACCUUGCUUCUGGUCCACGACAAGCGGAUGCUGGGGAUUGUUUUGGAGGAGCUCGAUUCAUUCGUGACGAGAACGGUGCUGGCAGUCCAAGAAGCCAGCCUGCUCGAGCAGGGGAUUUGCCAGACCAUUCUGCCUGGAUCUGGCCAACUGGCGCAGCUCAUUGAACGGUGCCGUCAGCAGAAUGACCUCAAGAUUGAGUAUCUGCUCAAGCCGGCACGAGGCGGAAAAGGCGACGGAAUUAUUCUCGGAGAGUCCGUCACACCCGAGUCGUGGGUGGCUCGGUUGGAAGAGCUGAUGUCUCCAUCCCUGUCCGUUGGGGGGACCACAUAUGUUAUCCAGAGGAAAGUGCGACAAGCCAAAUAUGAUGUCUUUCUCAAAGAGGCUCAGGGCGUCCAGCGCCUCCCGAUCGUGGGAACAUAUCAUGCCCUCCAUGGGGAUUUCUUGGGCAUUGAUAUUUGGCGAAGCGGUCCCGGGCCAGUGUGUUCGCUUAGCCAGGGCGGUACUUGGAUGUGCUCGGUUAUGGAGGUUGACGUGAGUUGCUAAUAUUCCUCAACAGCGUACUGAAACUCUCAGCACCUAUCGAGCAUAUAUCUGGGCAAGACGUGAUGAAUUGAGCCUCCUAUCGCGACUCAAU
This is a messenger RNA of Aspergillus ibericus CBS 121593, 1597 nucleotides long. RefSeq lists its product as uncharacterized. NCBI's taxonomy places the organism in Eukaryota, Fungi, Ascomycota, Eurotiomycetes, Eurotiales, Aspergillaceae. The transcript is spliced from 3 exons. Bases 1 to 1506 code for a protein of 501 amino acids. The record is from RefSeq and is a predicted model, not a curated record.